Ruditapes philippinarum (Manila clam) is the source of this 1855-nucleotide messenger RNA. RefSeq names its product PDF receptor-like. The record is from RefSeq and is a predicted model, not a curated record. Gene Ontology annotation, biological process: adenylate cyclase-modulating G protein-coupled receptor signaling pathway; cell surface receptor signaling pathway. Gene Ontology annotation, cellular component: plasma membrane. Lineage: Eukaryota; Metazoa; Mollusca; Bivalvia; Venerida; Veneridae. The transcript has 12 exons. Gene Ontology annotation, molecular function: G protein-coupled peptide receptor activity. The coding region runs from base 1 to 1392 and encodes 463 amino acids.
AUGGAGAAAAUAACAGAUUGCAGCAAAGAAUUAUUUGAGCAUUUAGAAAUUGUGGAUAUUAUUGACAAUAGUACAACUACAUGGGACACUAUUUUGUGCUGGCCCGCAGCUCGUGCCGGCUCAACAAUUAGACUUCCCUGCCCCCCUCUGCCGGGUCUUGAUCCAGAAAAGUUCGGAUACAAGACAUGUGGACCAGAGGGAUUGUGGGAAGGGAAAUAUCCUGGGGACUACAGUAUGCCAAGAGGAUACACAAAUUACACUGACUGUUAUACCCCGGAAACAUUGGAUCUAUACAAACGUUUUUACUCAUCUAAAACAGCUGCUCAAAAACAGAUGAUGAAAGACGUAAUUAAUGGCACAAGAACAAUGGAUGUUGUUGGUCUGUGGUUAUCUCUUGUCUCAUCAUUGCUCUCUCUAUUUAUCUUUAGUUAUUUCAGAAGUCUUCGUUGCCAUCGAACACGCAUACAUCGAAACUUAUUUCUUGCCAUCAUCGUUCAAGUGUUUAUACGUCUGAUUGUCUACGUGGAUCAGUUUGUGGCUAGGGUACAGGGUGGUGAAAUUGCUGGUACUGCGAGUGGAAUGAGUGGUGCUAUUUAUGAUACACCUGUUCUUUGUGAAGUCCUGAUCGCAUUGCUGGAGUAUACAAAGACGGUACAGUUUAUGUGGAUGCUGAUUGAGGGCAUGUACUUACAUAACCAGAUUGCAGUAUCUGUCUUCUCAAAGAACCCUAACUAUAUGAUAUUUUAUGCAAUGGGAUGGGGUUCCCCUCUUCCAGUAACGAUCGUCUGGUGUAUUGUUAUGGAAUUGUCUUUCAAAUCAAAAUGCUGGUUUCCAUAUUAUUACUCGGAUUAUAUUUGGAUCAUUGAAGUUCCGCGUAUCGGAGUAAUUUUUGUGAAUUUGUUGUUUUUGUUGAAUAUAUUACGUGUGUUGGUGUUGAAAUUACAAGACAGCCGUCAUGCGAACGAGGCUCAAUAUGUUAAAGUCAGGAAAGCGAUCAAGGCAGCCUUAUUUCUGUUACCAUUGCUUGGCAUUACAAACUUUGUCGUUAUGAUUGAGAGUCCAACUGAUGCUAUAGCGUUUGCAAUUUGGUCGUACUUGUCACAUUUUCUAGUGUCUUUUCAAGGAUUUCUGAUAUCUCUCUUAUACUGCUUCCUGAAUGGAGAGGUACAACAUACUUUGAGAAAGAGGUGGGGACGGUGUCGCCAGCGACGCAUGGUCCAUAAUUCCAGUUUCCGGCGCUUCAGCCGGUCCUUUUCUGUGUUUACGUCUGUUACAGAGGUACCUCAUUCCAACAAUCAGGUACGAGGACAGGCAUCUGGUCAGUAUAACUGUAAUGCUGCACCUUUAUUGAGAAAUAUAAUUUCCCGACAAGGUCAAGAAUCUGGAGUGUAACCAUGACAUGUUGAGAAAAUCGUAUUCUAUACGAUUUAAAAGGAUCAUAAACGUAUGUUAAUGAACAUAUUAAGGACGAUGAACAUUUCAUACUGAUAUAUAAUGAUAAAUGGUAAUACAUUUCAAAUCCAUGUGUUUUUAUUUCCAUAUCUUGUUUUCAUUUAUUGCUGAUUUUUACAUUCAUUUUCCUUUCAUUUUAAUGUAUGUAUUUUUCUGUGGAAGUUCUAUUUCUAUUUCCAGACGACAUGCAUUUUAAUUGUUUGACAUUCGCGUAGCUGGCAAGAUAUCAUUUUGAUGUCAUGAUUAUAAUAAGUCAAAGAUUACACAUUAUGAGGUAAUGGUAUUUAAUGGUGUUUUUUGUCUUUUUUUUUUCAUUUGAUUCAUUUGAACAACUUUUCUCUCAUUCUCUAACAGAUGGUAAAGUUUUAGUGUUGUAUAAAUCUACAUUCAUGACGUCAAAGAA